UUUGACACUGGCACUAAACAAACAAACAAAUUUUUAACCAAGAAAUUUGUUUAAUGAUUUUAAAAUUUUCAUAAACUGUAAAAAAAUGCAUCCCGCUCUUCUUCAAAAACAACUCAGAGACAAUGCGAGCGACUUAUCUGAUUUCUGUAAAGAUUUAAAAAGCUGGGGCGAAGAAAUGAAACGUAAGGAAGAUUCCCUAAAGAAAGAAGACGAUAAAUCAAAGAAAGCUAAAACUCAAGCUGAACCUUCAAAAAAAUCGUCCAAAUAUAAACCGCCAAAAGGACCGACUGAUUAUGCGAAAUGGGAUAAAUUCGAUGCAGAUUUAGAAUGUGAACAGCUAGAAGAUGAUAUUAAGGACGAUUCGGAACUAACGGACGAAUUCGAAGAUAGUGUUAGAGAUGAAGCUCUCGUUCAUAAGGAAAAAGGAAAUACAUAUGUUAAAUCUCAAGAAUGGUCGAAGGCCAUUGAUUGUUACACAAAGGCUAUUAAAUGCUAUUCUUAUGACCCAGUUUUCUAUGCCAAUCGAGCUCUUUGCCAUCUAAAAGUUAAGAACUUUUCUGCAGCAGAAGAAGAUUGUACACUUUCACUUAGAUUAGAUCACACUUACGUAAAAGCUUUACAAAGGAGAGCAGCAGCCAGAGAAAAUUUAGGAAAGCUAGAUAUGGCACAAAAUGAUUUGGAACUUGUUCUGAAUUUUGAACCAAAAAACAAGGAAUCUCUGACGGCUUUGGCCAACAUUAAAAAGAAACUUGGCAAUACAGCAGCACAUGAAGCUAAAGAUCCUCAACGCCCUGUAUCGAAGUUUACGGCGUCUAGAAACAAAUCAAACACUUCUAGUAUAUCUAAAACAAAUGUUUCUAACAAUAUUUCGAAUGAAACGAAAAUAAACGAUAGUUCUUGGCCAGAUCCGGGCUGUGAUAUUACCCCAGUUAAAAUUAUCAAAAAACCUCCACAUUUACAGUCACAAAAACCGCUAAAACGCAUUGAAAUUACUGAGGUUAAUAAUCUGCCAGUUUCAUCAAAAGAAAUAGAGUCGGUUCCAUUGAAAAAGCACGUUGUUGAACACAAAGAACAAAAAUUAAAUGUAAACGAGGACAAAGAAAUAAAAGUGUCGGCUUUUAAGAAAGGAAGAGAACAAAUAAAGAAUGAAAAAAACGAAAAAUUAAGUAACGACGCUGCCUGGCCUCGAGCCAAAGAAAUUCCGUCUAUUUUGAAAUCGGACGAUUUGAAAGUGAUAGAGAAAAAAGAGUUUACAGAAAGUACAAUAAAAGACAUAAAAAACACUGAAAAUUUAUCGAAAACUAAAGGAAACAAAGAAACAAAUACUUCUGAAGAAUUUACAUGUCCAAGUAAUUCAGUGCAAUUUUACAAUACUUGGAAAAGUAUAAAAAGUGACGAGAGCAAGUAUAAAUACUUGAAGUGCAUUAAUGCGGAUAAAAUACCGAGUUUUUUGGGGGAAUCCCUGGAAAGUAGUGUUUUUAGUAGUAUACUAGAUGUAUUAUCUUCAGAGUUUAUUAGGAAUAACGAAGAAAUUUAUGAAUAUUUGUUGAAUUUAACUAAGGUUAAGAGAUUCUCGACUUUCACGAUAUUCAUGGAUUCUACAGAUAAAAAUCGUUUAUGGAAACUGAUUACCUUUUUAAGAGAACAAGGAACUAAAUCCAAAGGGGAAAUCGAUGAUCUUGUUUUAAAAUACGAGUUAUAAUAUUGUCAAACUUUUUAAUAUUUUUUUUUUGUCAUUAUUAUUAGUGCUAGUGAUAUUUUUGAAUGCACUUUUAAUUAUUACAAGUUCUACCUUCACUACUAAAUAUAUUUUUUAAAAUGCUAA
Molecule: messenger RNA, 1825 nt
Organism: Sitophilus oryzae (rice weevil)
Lineage: Eukaryota; Metazoa; Arthropoda; Insecta; Coleoptera; Curculionidae
Gene: spag
Product: RNA polymerase II-associated protein 3
Exons: 6
Coding region: 86-1702 (538 amino acids)
Molecular function (GO): protein binding
Source: RefSeq, a predicted model, not a curated record